This is a messenger RNA of Schistocerca gregaria, 608 nucleotides long. RefSeq lists its product as uncharacterized. Bases 136 to 507 code for a protein of 123 amino acids. The transcript is spliced from 3 exons. NCBI's taxonomy places the organism in Eukaryota, Metazoa, Arthropoda, Insecta, Orthoptera, Acrididae. The record is from RefSeq and is a predicted model, not a curated record.
CUGCUGGGAAGAAAUGGUUUCUGUAUCUUUUUCUUUCUUGAAGCCUGCGUCCUUUGCGUGAAGUGAUGUCAAUAAUUGUGUGUCAUUAAAUAUGUGGAUCUCGGCGACCACCAUACGCAGGAGGCACCAGACGGAAUGGAGUAUCCACCACCACAUGUGCACGAGAUGGCAUAUGAACAAGGUGCCACAGAUAACGAAGGUUCGGUGAUGCUGCAAUGGGAGGAGGUGCCGACUUAUCAAGACACGGACUUAGACGAUGGCGAGGAGGAAGACGAUUAUUUGGAGGAGUACGAGCCUGCUACUGGUCUGGAAAUCCUGCGCAACCUGAUGGCUGCCUUCGGCUUCCCUACGCCCCACUACCGCCGCAAGAGAUGGCCCCACAAUUGCAGACUGCAUUUUUUGCCCGAGAGUACGCCCAUUAACGAAGAUGAUGAAGACUUUAACAGAUACAGUCCCAUUCUCUGUACAGUACACCGCCUCAUAAACUGGUUAAAGCGCCGAUGCUGAAGAAACCAUGUGAGUUUCCACGUGACGUGUGUCUAUCCACCAUAGAGAUGAAAGUACGUCCAGAGUGAACAUUUCUGUAAAUGAAUCUAAAUUAAAGUCUA